AUGCAGAAUGUCACUGAAGUCACUACAUUUGUACUGAAGGGCUUCACGGAUGAUCCUGAACUGCAGAGCAUCUUAUUCUUCCUGUUUGUAGCAAUUUACCUUUUUACUCUGAUGGGCAAUUUAGGACUGGUUGUAUUGGUCAUGGGGGAUUCCCGGAUCCACAACCCUAUGUACUAUUUUCUGAGUGUGUUAUCAUCUGUGGAUGCCUGCUAUUCUUCAGUCAUUACCCCAAAAAUGUUAGCAGAUUUUAUGUCAAAAAACAAAGUCAUUUCAUUCCUUGGAUGCGCAGCACAGAUGUUUCUCGCUGUUACUUUUGGGACCACAGAAUGCUUCCUCUUGGCUGCAAUGGCAUAUGAUCGCUACGUAGCAAUCUACAACCCCCUCCUGUAUUCAGUGAGCAUGGUGCCCAGAGUCUAUGUGCCACUCAUCGUUGCUUCCUAUGUUGGUGGCAUUGUGAAUGCUUCUGUGCACACAGCGGCCACAUUUAGCCUGUCCUUCUGUGCGUCCAAUGAAAUUAAACACGUCUUUUGUGACAUCCCUCCUCUCCUCGCUCUUUCUUGCUCUGACACUCACACAAACCAGCUUCUACUCUUCUGCUUCGUGGGCUCUAUUGAGGUAGUCACUAUCCUGAUUGUCCUGAUCUCCUAUGGCUUCAUUCUGCUGGCCAUCCUGAGGAUGCAUUCUGCCGAAGGGAGAAGGAAGGCCUUCUCUACAUGCGGCUCUCACCUAACUGCUGUGUCCAUUUUUCACGGUACAGUUCUCUUCAUGUACGUGAGACCAAGUUCCAGCUACGCCUUGGACCAUGACAUGAUAGUUUCUGUAUUUUACAGCAUCAUGAUUCCCAUGCUGAAUCCAAUCAUUUAUAGUUUGAGGAACAAAGAUAUCAAAGAGUCAAUGCAGAAAGUGUUUGGGAAAAAUUGGUUUAUCAAUAAAGUGUAUUUUCACAGUAAAAAUUAA
This is a messenger RNA of Camelus dromedarius (Arabian camel), 957 nucleotides long. RefSeq names its product olfactory receptor 5T2. Gene Ontology annotation, biological process: G protein-coupled receptor signaling pathway; sensory perception of smell. NCBI's taxonomy places the organism in Eukaryota, Metazoa, Chordata, Mammalia, Artiodactyla, Camelidae. Gene Ontology annotation, molecular function: G protein-coupled receptor activity; olfactory receptor activity; odorant binding. The record is from RefSeq and is a predicted model, not a curated record. The transcript has a single exon. Bases 1 to 957 code for a protein of 318 amino acids. Gene Ontology annotation, cellular component: membrane.